UACCUUUUGGUUCAGGGGUUUAUUCACAAGCCACUCACAGAUGAACUUCUCAGAGUCUCACUGCAUUCAGGAAAGAUGUGCCUGACGCUUCGCAGCUGCUUUCCCUGCAGACCCUGCAGAUCAGAAGGUAAGAAAAUCGACAGAUUAUUGACUUCAACAACAGGGUCUAUAGGUAUCGGUUGAUUGUUCUAGACUAGCAGGUGUUAGUAACCAUGAGUAGUGAGUAUUUUCAACCUGAUAAACAUUGACCAAAUAAACAGUUUAUAAGAACUGCACAUGGUUCAAAAUGUACACUGUGAAUGUUAUUGUAUGUAUGCAUAAAUUGUUUGAAAUAUGUUCUGUAUAAAAAGUAUAUGAGAAUCAGAUAACAAAUUCAGGUUUAGUGUAAUAUGUGUUUAAAACAGCAGUUGACUGAUAUCACUUUUUCAGUGACCAAUACCGAUACCCAUUAUGACAAAGUAGGACAGCUGAUAGCCAUGCAGAACACUGUUUAGACAUACAGUUUUGUAUGUUAUAUACAAGGCAUAAUUAUGUAUUUCUAGCAUUGUAGUCUGAAAGGCCAACUACUCUGCUAUGUGGAUCAAAACUGAAAAUAUGUAAAGAAACUGCAAGGUCACAAUUAAAGAUAUAACGAUUUCUAGACUAAAAUGCUCCUUUGCUUACCCCUCCCACCAAUUAAGUUACGGUGGCCAAGCAGUUCUUAUGAUGUAUUUAGUCUGAUCCUCAAUUUGUCAAGUUUUUACUAAAAUCUAAAAUGUCUUCUGCAAAGUCAUUUUCUCUCUCUUCUUCUUUGUCUUCAAACCAGUGCAUUUCAAACAUCCACCAACUAAAUACAAAAAUACAUGCGCUACUACUUUGUCUGUUUUGUGUUGCUGUAGAAACAUGGUGAACUUGGUCCACUCCUUUAUACAUAAAAAAAUUCAUCAUACAGGAGUCAAACACAAGAGUUCCUGUAUUAAUUCAAAGCCUCUGACAGGAGCUUUGACUGUAGAUGGUCGAAAUAUCAGAUUUCAAAGACUCAGACUCCAUGAAAUUAUACUUUCUAUGUUUUAAUGACAAAAUAAUCAAUUAUAAAUCAAUUUGGUGAUCAAUAGUGAAAACAACAAGUAGCAAAAAUUGUUAAAUGCAAAACUCCACAGACUGUCCUCACAAAAUCCAUAACAUAAGAGAAAGAAUAUAUUGAAAAUAGUCCCUUUUAACCAAACAAGAGAGCCCGACAUUUCCUCACAGUUAUUGUGUCUAGACUGAACUGUGUGAGCGUUUGCAUGUGUUUGUGGAUUUGUGGGUGGACUUCCCCGAGAAUGAUAUCCAUGUACACAGUCUAAAGAAAGGGUGGGAGUAGGAGGAGUCUGUCCCUUUAAAAACACUCUCCAGCUCUCAGCAGCUGUAGCUUUAGUGCUGUGAAGAGAGCAGAGAUCCUGAGACCAGGGUGAGUAAAAACUGAAGGGGGAGAUGUUAUUAAAAAUGUAAAACUUAACCUAUAUUUAGACCAAUUAGAUCUUUAUCUACUACUUUAAGUUAGCAGGUGUUUUAUUUCAAUUAAUAGCUCUUGUAAAAUGUAAAAAGUUAGGUUAUGUGUCAUCUCCAAGACUUGAACUGGUCCCUGUAAACAAAAAUGGAAAAGUGAUGGUUACUGAUUUUAAACUUUUGUUUCUUUCAUUCAUUGUGACACGGACUCUCCAUUAUUACUCUAAUUAAAUUUAGACUCCAUGUAUAAGACUUCACGUAGUUUUGUAAAUAUUGUGCUCUUUAAAAAGAAAAAGGAAAAAAAAAAAAAAAAAAAUUAUUUUUUAACACCGGAAGUACUGCUAAGGUCAUUAGGGAAACGUUUACCUUUCUAAAACUUUAUUUAUUUAUUUAUUUUGUUAAAACAGUGAUUUUAAACGUUUGGAAAUUAAAAAAAAUAUUAACAUCUAAAAAAAAAAAAAAAAAAAAAAAAAAAAACCGAAAGAUAGUAAAGCAGAAGAGCCAUUUGCCAGCAAAUUUAAAACGAAAUGCUCAUUUCGAUUAAAAAAAAUCUAAUAUAAAGUGUGCUAACUCAAGCUAUUAUCGGACUUAAAUGUGAGAUUAACCUGUUUAAUUCUGACUCUUUGUCGUUUUGUCCCCACAGCUUUGUCAAAGAGUUUCUCACGCUGUCGGUUCCGUUUCUUCUCCCGGACAAGAAUGCGGACCCGGUCUCAAUCUGCGGACCCAGUCGGUCUCGGGGUGAACUUUCCCCCGGAAAAAAGUGGGAAACCCGCCGGAGGAAGACGGUUUAUGAAGCUUCCGAAGUUUUGGGGAGGCAACAAAGCUCCGACUCAGGCUGUUGUGGGCAUCCCCGACUCCACCACGGCUGUUGAACACCAUUCACCCAAGGAAGAGGAGCCCAAACCCGGUGAGUCGAAUCAGAGACACCCGGCGGCGUGCGUUCCAAUUCGGCUUUCAAAUUCGAACCGAUGUUACCUUGGCAACAGUAACGGUCGGUUGGGACUGCAACCUCUCAGAAAGUUUAAAAAGUGAAAAAAGAGACCGAAAAAAGUUUAAUUUUGUCCAUUAAACACCACUGAAGAGCCUUAAAACAUGAAAUUCUGAGUUGUUUUUCCAUUAGGGACAAAAAUGAGCAGGAGAAGUAGCCCUCUAAUGCCUGAAACCACAAAUUAUGUCCAGAAAAUUCAAAAUUUUUUGGAGCUGAAAUGUUUAUUUCACUUACUACUAAAACCAAAAAAACAAUCAAAAUCUCCUUAAAAUUUAACACAUAUAUUUAUUUAUCUUAUUUGAUACAUUAGAUGUUUUUGGAAACCGAUUAACUACCAGAGGACUUUUUUUUAAAUAUCAUUUAUCGGACUGUAUUCAGGUGUUUUUUUUUUAGUAAUUUAUUGAUCAUAUUGAUUUGAAAGAAGUAUAUAAAAGUAUGAAUCAAAUAUAAUACAAAAGGCUAUAAAGGGAUAAUGAUUGGUUUCAUUUUAAAGCGCUUAAAUUCAAAUAUUUAAGUUGAGGGACAUUCAAAGAUGUAAUGUCAUUGCAGUUCGUAAAAUAUUUCUUCUUGUGUUUGUUAUUUUGAGCAUCUUUUUGUGUCAAGUGUAUCUGAAUGUGUUUCUUUGAUGUGGUGUAGCUAAUACAGUGCAUUUUACCAUAGUGGCUCUCACACCAGAAGAAAUCUUUGAAGCAGAAGAUGUACAACACUUGUGUGAAGCCAGCCAGCAGCUGAUACAGAGAGAGGAGCAUCUGUUUGGGGACACAACGGAGACUGAUUCCCUCACACAUCAUGCUGAAGAAGUGGAUAAGCUUGCUUUAAACUAUAAAAACCUGAGAGGUCUUGUCCUGAAGAGCUUGAGUCUCUCCCUCAGCUCUGGAGAGGUCAGUGUGGAGGCUCUGACGUCUGCAGUGAAGGCUAUAAAUCAGGAAAUAGACCAAGACCAGCAGUGGGAAAAAAGAAACAGGUUGCUACCUCCCUGGAGGCAAGGAGACUGGAAGAAGCUCCAUGACUCGACGCUUCGCAAGCUGGUGGAGGAUCGCAUGGACAACCCCUCGACGCCCCCUCCUGAUCAGGUGGAUAAGUCAUCUUUCCAGGCGGACAUCAACAGUAUGGGCAGGCAGCUGAAGGAGGACCUGCUGUUGGUGGUCAAAGUGGUGAAGAAAUGCUACCCUCCCGAGCAGGACAUCUGUAACUUUUAUGCCAAGUUGUACCACCAGACCUUCAGCUCCAGGCUCAGAAAGAUCGCAGACUUUGGCCUGGAGGACAAAGACUGUAUUUUCCUUCUGCGCUGGGUCAAUGAGUAUUAUCCACAGUAAGUCAUACAUGUUUUACACGACUUAAACCUCAUAUUAAUGGGUCAGAUCUGAUCUGUGUACAUCCACGAUAUAAUUUUGUUGUCAAAGAGCAAGUUCUACACCUCUGUGGUUCCUCUUAGUAGCUUAAAGCAAUCACUAUACUGUUAAGAUAUUGGGUUUUUUGUUUGUUAUGCUGUUUUGAUUCUCUAAAACGGCAAAAAAAAAAGUUAUCGCUGGGAUGUCAUGUGUUACAAAAAUAUACAUGGGUUUAUUUGAUGAAUGUGUCUUAUUUUAAAGUUUAUAAUGAAUUGCAAAUAAAAAAUGGGAGCCUGAAAGCCAAGGAGGAACAUUUUAAGGGUGUUUAAAGAAGACUUUUUUGUCUUGUUGUGCUUCAGUUAGCUUUCAAUUUGUAACUCAACCACUCACAGGUGAUAAUCACACAGGUGUUCAGAGAGAAAGUUGUUUUGAAACUUUCCUAUAAACAUGUAUACAACAUAAUGACCAUGAUUUUAAUGACACUUCAAUUCAUUCACAUGAAAUCACAGUUAGGAUGCUAUAUUACUUAUAGUAUAGUAAAGGUUUGUGUUUAUUCUCUGUUUCAGAAUCCUUCAAAAACCAGAGCUGGCCUCUGAAAUCAACCCUGAAGUGUUGGGCAAGCUGCUGUCUCCAGAGUUAUUGGCACCCCUGGAAGAUCAAUACCUGAGCAAACAACAGGUAACCUAAGCUGCUGAUACCUGCUUUGUUUUUAUAGGACUCUGGUUGGUUUAAGCUGCCAGUGGAUGCAUGCUCUUGUGUUAGGGCCCGAAAGAUCUGGUUUCGUACUUGUUGUAGAUUUACAGUAGUUGUUUACUUCUAAAGAUGGUUUAACCACUACUUCAGCUUUUGUGUGGGAUUCAGCAGACAAAAUUAGGUUCUUUACAAAGACGUGAUAGUAGUGUUUUUGUUUUUGUCUUUUCAGGAAGAGUUGAAGACUUUCAUCAGUCGUGUUCUGGAGGAAGCAGAGCAGAAGUGGAGAAGAGGGGACGAGCCGACAAGAGAGGACGGCUGCUUUGUCAGUCAUGUGGCCUACGACAUCAGUCAGGUACGGUGCUGAUCGGGUAACAUGUUUUCAUUGAAGGUUUAAUCAAUAUCUGCACUACCAGCCCACUCAAACAAUAGAUGGACACUCACUGGUGAGCAGAGGACUUGGCAGAGACAAAAACAGAGCAAAAAGAAGAGUGAAUAUUAGACAAUUGACAUGCCCAACUGCCUUUGACAAGCAAAACAAUCCAUUGUUCCAGGUUCUACUUGUCUAGAAGUUCUUCCUUGAUCAAAAGCACUUACUGAUUAAAACAGUGGAUGUGUUUCCAUGCUCACUGAUGAACUCAAUAGGAGAACCAGAUCUUAAAAUGUGUUCUGAUUCAUUACUCAGACCAGCAUAUCUCGGCUUAGUUGGGACCUGAUUUGGUAUUUUUCCACACAGUAUUUUUCAAGGUUGUUACACAAACUAAUAGAAGCCAAAAUAGAAAAGAAAACAAGCUUUCUAAACUCUCAGAUAAGGUUAGCCAAGAGGAGAUGCACUGUUGUUUGUUUACACUGUUGGCUGUAGGUCACAGUGUUUUUACUAAGCCAGAAAAAUCAAGCAGGACAAAAAGCCAGUAAAUGUAGUCAAAAGUAUAUCCCACAAAAGCCUGUUUCUUUAACUGCUUUACAUUUCUUUGAAUGAGAUUUAUUGAUCUGUAUUCUCCUUCUGUCCUCAGCUUAUCAAUGGUGUGGCAUCAUCCGCUGCUACAGUCCUGGGAGAUCCGCACAAGGCCCAUAUAAUCACAUGUCAGCUGAAAGAUUUAAUGCAGAGGUAACAAGAUGAAUCCUGUUCUUGAUAGGGUGAUUUUCCUGAUUACGGAGAUGUGAGUGAAAAUAACCCAAACAAAUUUCAGUUUCCAGAGUUUCCACAACAACGUCAUGAAACAAGACAAACCAAACAGCCGGCUGUUCAUCAAGGCAAACCUGGGCUGCAUCCAACAGUUCAUGUCAGUUUACUUGAGAAAUUCCUUUUGUUUACACGUCUAAUGAAAUAGAGCCAGUCUAUUAGUGCCACUUUCUGUUGCUAAUAUAACUCGUUUGCCUGUCUGCCUGCAGGGAGGUCCUCAAUAAGAAGCACCACCUGUUCCAGAAGGACGUGCAGAAAAACUGUUUGCAGAUUCUGCUAGUCAUGAAAGAAAGCGCCCACAUAUACCUGCUGAAACCUGUCCACGAGAGCCUCAGGGUGAGUCUUAAAGGCUUUUUGUUAAAACAUCCAAUCAGUGUUGUGCCUUAAAAAGCUGUUGCUGUAUUGGAACUGUUGAUUAAAGUCCACACUGUUAUGUUUGUUUCUCCCACAGCCUCAAUACAGCAAGCUGGGAACCACUGACUGGCUGAAUAAACCUGUUGUGUUUGAGCAGCUGCUGGACAGCAUUGAGAGUGAACUUCAGGAGCUGCAGGGUGCCGCUCAGUCCUGUCAUGAGGUACAUAAAAAAAAGAAUAAAACACAUAGACACAGCUGUUUUUAUGUUGAAAGAGGAUGCUGUAGUUCUUGCUAUGUUGAAACGUUUUGACAGAAUUGUCCUGUCCAAGAAGUGAUUGUGAUAAAAUUGUGAUUUUUUUUUCCUUCAUUGUUGACAUGAUGUUUCUCAUGUGAUGGUUGGAUUCUUUCAGGAGCUGACUGGGCAGCUGCACCAGGAAGUCACCUUAGAAUAUGUGAGGAGGCUCCUGAAAGGAAAAGUCAAACUGAAGGACAAGGAGCAGCAGCAUAAGGCCUACCAGAGGAUUAAAGCCAACACAGAGAGUUUGAAGGAGCUAUUUGAGAAAACGGUGAGACAAAACUGAGUUUUAUUAAAUUUUGUAAAUUCCAAACACAAAUCUGUCCCAGGACUAACCAGGAAAAGAUAAUGAGGAAAUGUUCAAAAACUGUCUCCACAGGGGUCAAAGGAGGAUUGGUUGAAUGACAUACUGACCACGAUUGCAGAAGUGCUGAAGCUCCAAGAUCUCCCAGCCAUACAGAUGGAAGUCGUAUCUCUCGGAGCGGCUUUUCCUGACUUCAGGUGAGCCUUUACCUGAAAUGAUUUACCUGGAAACGAAACAGUAUUUAACACAGACGUGCUGACACAAGUCAAACAAGCCUAAUAAGGACAGGAUAGCACCAUGAUGUGAGCGGUUUACAUUACUCCAGAGUGAGUAUAAACAAAUUCACUUUUUCAGAGAGAGCGGAGGGAUAACAGGAAGUGAAAAUAUGCUCGGCUGUUUCCUGGCAGCAGGAUGAUACGAGGAGCAAAAAGCAGUCAUACAGCAGCUCCGUUUACUCAGAGAGUUGGCAGAGCCGAACACUAAACACACAAGUCCUGCUCUGCAACACAGGGCCUGUACUUGUAAAUUUCACCAGUUAAAAAUCUGAAUUUUCUUUCUUUCUUUCUCUUGCAGUGAGAAACACGUUUCAGCCCUGCUCAAGCUGAAGACCAACAUCACCAAAGCCAACAGAAAAAUGGUCAAAGAAACUCUGUCUGAUCACUUGAAGGAAACCAGCGCUGUCGUUAGUCGGCCAUUUUUCUCCAAAGUCCAGGUGAAAUGAGAGCCAAACACCCCCGGUAUUAAAUUCAGUUCUCCUCAUUUCAGCCUUUUUUUGAGUUGGCUGAGAUCACGCUUGAACAUUUUUGUAUAUUAUUGAAUGUUUUUGUGCAGCUUUGAAGAGCUGGUCGCUGUCAUUAUCAGUCCCGAGUCUUGAGUUACUGUAAAAAUGUAUAAGCUACAGGUCACUUUGUUGCUUUUUACUGCUAAAGGUUCAGGUCGUGUGGUGGAGAGUUUACGCUCAUAUUUUUGCUUUUUUGUGGGUUCAGAUCUGUGAAAGUGUGUCAUUUUAUGUGAAAUCAGUGUUAUAGUUUUUUUAUCCUACCAUGUGCAAUAAUAAGAGAGUUUCAGUUAUACUUUUAUAGUUUUAUGGUGUACAGAAUUUGUUCAAAGAAAAUGUAAUUUAACUUUUAUAAAUAAAUGUGGUGAAACCUCUAAU
Xyrichtys novacula (pearly razorfish) is the source of this 7768-nucleotide messenger RNA. Lineage: Eukaryota; Metazoa; Chordata; Actinopteri; Labriformes; Labridae. The record is from the annotation of a GenBank genome assembly.